Molecule: messenger RNA, 552 nt
Organism: Hipposideros armiger (great roundleaf bat)
Lineage: Eukaryota; Metazoa; Chordata; Mammalia; Chiroptera; Hipposideridae
Product: potassium voltage-gated channel subfamily H member 7-like
Exons: 2
Biological process (GO): regulation of membrane potential; potassium ion transmembrane transport
Cellular component (GO): plasma membrane
Molecular function (GO): inward rectifier potassium channel activity
Source: RefSeq, a predicted model, not a curated record
CUCCCCUCUCCCCACCCUCAGCCCUUCUCACCCGCGGCAGUCCGGAAGGUGAGGGGAAUGGAUUGGACUCCGGUAAGGAAAGCGCGUAUCUAGAAGUGGUGCUAAUGGGAAGAGAUUUCUGGCUUCCAAAGAGGAUGCUCUGCUACAAAGAGCGGCUGGCGCGCUGGCCUGGGCUCUAGCCAGAGGAGAGAUCCUGGGAGAACUCCGGAGCUCGCGGGGAGCGCUCCUGGAAGACCGAGGUCAACAUGCCUGUUCGCAGGGGGCAUGUGGCACCACAGAACACGUUUCUGGGGACCAUCAUACGGAAAUUUGAAGGGCAAAAUAAAAAAUUUAUCAUUGCAAAUGCCAGAGUGCAGAACUGUGCUAUCAUCUACUGCAACGAUGGGUUCUGCGAGAUGACUGGUUUCUCCAGGCCAGAUGUCAUGCAAAAGCCAUGCACCUGCGACUUUCUCCAUGGGCCCGAGACCAAGAGGCAUGAUGUUGCCCAAAUUGCCCAGGCGUUGCUGGGGUCAGAGGAGCGGAAAGUGGAGGUCACCUACUAUCACAAAAAUG